CACAGCACCAUACAGUGUGACUAAUCUAGUGCAAAUGAUUCUAUUUUGGCCAUUGUAACUAUUUAACUUACGACAGUUGUUUUCUACUACAUAAUAGGUUGAAUUUUCGGAUACAUCUUGUGUAGUAUUGUAAAUAAAACUAAUUAAUUUGGAUUCAAUGUAAUGGCAGGAAUCAACAACAUUUCCAAUAUGAGUCAAGCAGAGAUAAAUCCCAAUGAAAGUGUUAAGUCUUCGGGAGGCGACGAAAUCGAAAAUGUGAAUUUAACCAUGCUACACCUUUGCAAAUUGUUUGAAGAAUACAUCAAUUUGAAAAAAAUAUUGUCCGAAAAUGAACGAGAUGCAAGACUGUAUCAGAUGCUACCAUUAUAUUGCAAUGUGGCGAAAAAUGAAAAUCUGGUGAACGAAAAAACUCCAACUUUUGGAUCGCCUCGCUUAUUAUCGUGGGAAGGACAUGCCGUAUUUUGUCAACAAAUCAGUCAGUUGUUGGCCAGGGAAAUCAAAACAAGGUCGUUAGCUUCUGUUACCAGGGGCCGCAAAAAAACCUUCCACAUCAUCCGGCUUCGUAUGACCGCAAAAUACUCCUAGUAACAUAACCGGUGCUUCCGGUAAUUCCAU
This is a messenger RNA of Anopheles arabiensis, 615 nucleotides long. RefSeq lists its product as uncharacterized. NCBI's taxonomy places the organism in Eukaryota, Metazoa, Arthropoda, Insecta, Diptera, Culicidae. Bases 163 to 585 code for a protein of 140 amino acids. The record is from RefSeq and is a predicted model, not a curated record. The transcript has 3 exons.